Messenger RNA from Kluyveromyces marxianus DMKU3-1042, 2631 nucleotides. It is a transcript of the gene VPS3, whose product is annotated as CORVET complex subunit VPS3. The transcript has a single exon. Gene Ontology annotation, biological process: vesicle-mediated transport; autophagy; endosomal vesicle fusion. Gene Ontology annotation, cellular component: cytoplasm; fungal-type vacuole membrane. The record is from RefSeq and is a predicted model, not a curated record. Bases 1 to 2631 code for a protein of 876 amino acids. NCBI's taxonomy places the organism in Eukaryota, Fungi, Ascomycota, Saccharomycetes, Saccharomycetales, Saccharomycetaceae.
AUGGACAACGAUACUACUUCAAACGUCGUUUCUACGUCUUUUGACGUGAUAGGAAGUCUAUAUGCUAUUGCACCGUUAAUCGAAAAUGUGCCUGAAGAAUAUGACUAUUCAUGCAUUGAAUAUUACGACAAACACAUCUAUUUAGGAACUACUUCGGGGAAGUUACUACAUUAUUUUGAAUUAGAUGCCGGAAACUACACUUUAAUAUCUCAGCUAGAGUUCAAUGACAGCGAAGACUCUUCUAUAGACAGGAUAACACUUUUACCAGAAAUUGAUAGAGCGCUUGUGUUAUCUGAGGGAGAGGUAAAGUUGUUCCUACUACCAGAGUUUGCUCCUGCGACUAAUGUGUAUAGUAUAAAAAACAUCACAGACUUUUGUCCUUUAAAUUAUUCCAAAACAUCUAAUGCUUAUCCUUGUUUUAUGUUCUCAAAUGAUACCAUUAUCGGUGUCAGUGUCAGUCCGAAACAGAUGAAGAUCGAAAAGACGUAUGGCGUUAAAGGGAUCCAAGUCGCAUUGCCUAUAACUGAUAAAAGAAAAUUAAUGGGUGCCGUCGAUAACACUUAUAGUAUCAUUGAUCCUCAGAAAGAAUCUACUAUUCCCCUAUUUAAAGUAUGCGAAGAAGAUGCGAAAGAAUUGACUCCAACUAUCGCCAACUUUGGUAAGAACGAGUAUAUUGUUAUUUGUGGAAUAUCAAAUGAAGAAAGCUGUAUGGGAUUGAUUUUGAAUGAUGAAGGUGAGAUUACUCAGGGGACAAUUGUCAUUGAGAAGUAUCCCACAAGAAUAGCGGUCGAGUAUCCAUAUGUUUUCGCCGAGUUACAUGGAUCUAAAACUGUGAAUAUUCAUAUGCUUAAAGAAAAUGAUGACCCAGAGGUAGUGCAAUCAAUUUCUAGAGAAGAUCCAUUUCAUAUCUCAAAGACUCAAAGGUCUUUCCCUGCAAAGUACUAUAAUAAACAACUAGUGGAACUUUUGCGAUACGUACCACUCACAGGUGAAAAACUCCAAUUUCGGGAGGACCAAGAAAAGGCAUACGUUGAGAGAAAUAUCGACAUAGAAACAGAUAUGCUUCUCUAUGGAAAAGACGGUAUAUCUUAUUUACAACAAAAGCCCAAUUUACUCAAUAUUACUAGCUUUGGGGAAGAAACGAUCCCUACCCUUGAAAAGUAUAUUUCCUUAAAUCCUUUGUCCAAUUACAGUAAACUGGAGCACAACUACUUUCAUAUUCUAUACAUAUUGAUGCUGGUAUUUCAUUGCAAUUCAAUCGAUGAGACAUUGAUAGAAAAAUGGCUGCGAUGCGCUGACGUCGUGGACAUCCGAAUCCUUCUUUAUUUCUUUGACUUCAAAAUUUAUGGAGAUUUAUGGAUUCCGAAUGGGUUACUGGAGUUUACUGAAAAGCUUCACCAACUUAAACUUAUCCAUAAGUGCAAAGAUGUGCCUAAAGUUCUUCAUUUCCUGAAAAGGCGUCUAAAGGAGGAGUCUGCUGAUGGUUUGAAAGACAGUGCUAAUAUCUAUUUAAGUUUAGAUAUCAUAUUGUUACACAUGGAUAUGAAGGAGAGGAAAGUAAAUAUAAAAAACUAUGAAGACACAAGCUAUCACGUAAUAAUAGAAGAAUUAAGCAAAGAAGAGGACGAUUAUGCAGAAGUCCUAUUGGAAUUAUACGAGCAACUAAAUGAUAUAGAAGGGAUACUUAAAAUAUUAAGGCGAAAAGAUAGCAGACGCUUAAUAAAGUUUAUGAAGGACAAUGUCGAUAAGCUACCCGAAACUUAUUCUGAGGAAGACAUGAUAAAAGAUAUUUCAACGGCGCUAAAAAGCAACCAUGAAUUUGAAAAUAACGAGGUAGUCUAUGAUGUGUUGGAAUUGAUGAAAAUCUUAUCCAUUGAUACUACCAAAUUUACUUCACGUAUUGAAGAUUCAGAAAUGAAAGCAUUCUUAUUAGAAAAAUUGGGUGUCACAACCACGAAGGAUCUAGACUUCUUAUAUCAAUACUACAAAACUAAGUUAACAAAUUGCAAUACAAAGUUGAUGGACUCAAUGAACAUCCGUAUUACAUCCUAUGUUACAAACUUAAACUACGACAAACCAACAUUAAAGAAAUAUUUACAGACUAAACUUGAUGAUUCCGAUGAUUAUUCAACACUUUUAGAUGUUGGUCGCAAGUUAAUCGAUGUCGAGAAAAGGUUAAAUGAAACAAAAGACUCUUUUCUUGAUGAAAUAGAUGCAACAUAUAUCCUAAGACUUCUUCUGGUAGAAACGGAAGAUUUAGAAGCCACCCUCGGUUCGGAGAAAUUGUUAGAAUUGUACUUGUCCUGGAAUGAUUUUUCAGCAGUAGAUACAAUAGUGGAAGGAAAUGAAGAGAGCAUAUUACAAAUAUUGGAUCAUUAUGUCAGUCUCAAAAAUGAGACAGUAUUAUGCCGUUUCCUUGUAAGAAACAAAACCCAAAUCAGUAGCAUGCAUUCAAACAGAGAGGUAUUUGAGAAAAUUCCACCAACAAUACCACUUAACUUACUACAAGAGUUAUUAUUUCCCGUAUUUAGGAGGAACAAUAACACGAUGCAAAAUCUUCAUAUCGAGAAAGGGAUCCUAAAACAUUAUUUACAAGCAUUAAAAGGUAUCGAAAGGCGUUUAGAGCCUUGA